AUGUCCAGGACUCCGAAAUAUUGCUCCGCGGAUACACAGUGUUUCGAACGGAUCGAUUAUCGUCACGUCGCGGUGGUGGAGUUGUUCGUUUCGUUUGCUCGGGUCUCCCUGUUCGAGUUCUGGAGGAUUACGGCCAUCCGGAAGGAUUUGGAGAAGCCCUAUGGUGCAGAAUCAAGCUUCGCACCGGAGGGUAUACCACAGUUGAAGUGA
Molecule: messenger RNA, 210 nt
Organism: Echinostoma caproni
Lineage: Eukaryota; Metazoa; Platyhelminthes; Trematoda; Plagiorchiida; Echinostomatidae
Source: the annotation of a GenBank genome assembly